AUGAACUCCACCACACCAGGAGCUUCCACCAACACCACAGGUCCUAACAUGUGGAUAACAAGCAAUUUAGAAAAUUGUAUGUUCAGCAUUAAUGUCUUGUUUGGUCUUCCUACACACUCCUAUAUCAUAUGGCUCAUCGUUAAAGGAACCGGAAGUGGAGUUGCAUCAGAGUUCUUCAACCUCAAUCUGUCCGUUUGUGAGAUUGGUGCCUGUCUGGAUUUUGUGUUUUUUGUCCUGGGGAACUGGAUUUUUUUUCUUCUUCUAUUAGCACUGUUUUUCCAAGGUUUUGCUAUCACUGGUCGUGCUCUGUUUCAGUGUCUGAUCUGUGUUGAGCGUUACCUGGCAGUGGUUCAUCCUGUAACCUUUCUGAAGUACAAACCUCUCAGAUAUAGAGUGAUCUGCUGCACUGUGGCCUGGAUCAUUAUUUUUGGCUCCUGUUUGGUCUGCAUGUUCACAUUAAUGUCAAAUAAUAUUAAUGCACAUACAUGGUUCUUCUCAAUACAGUUCAUUCUCUUCCUCUCCAUCCAGUUGUUUUGUCUUGUGGCUGUUCUCAGAGCUCUGAAGCAGUCAGGACCAGGAGAGAGAUGGAAAAAGAGAGAAGAGGAAAAUCACAUGAAGAGAAGAGCAUUUCAUCUCAUUUUAAUAACUACUGUGAACAUGGUUAUCACAUAUGUGCCAAUUAUCAUCUCAGGAGUAUUUAUAAUUCUGAAAAAACACUAUGAUUUAGCAUAUUGGGCCCCUGGUGUGGUUUGUUUUGUGCUGGCUGGUUUUGUUCAGCCUGUUCUUUAUCUGCACAGGGCUGAUGAAGUCAUUCCUUACUUUAUCAUUGUGGCGACUGUGACCUAUGACUGCGACAUUUGCGCUUCAGAGAUCAUUUAA
Messenger RNA from Onychostoma macrolepis, 879 nucleotides. RefSeq names its product uracil nucleotide/cysteinyl leukotriene receptor-like. NCBI's taxonomy places the organism in Eukaryota, Metazoa, Chordata, Actinopteri, Cypriniformes, Cyprinidae. The record is from RefSeq and is a predicted model, not a curated record. Gene Ontology annotation, molecular function: G protein-coupled receptor activity. Bases 1 to 879 code for a protein of 292 amino acids. The transcript has 3 exons. Gene Ontology annotation, cellular component: membrane. Gene Ontology annotation, biological process: phospholipase C-activating G protein-coupled receptor signaling pathway; positive regulation of Rho protein signal transduction.